AUUGUCUUGAUUUCACUGAGGAACAUCUUGACCCUUACACAUGCUGUACAGUGUCCUAUGUAAUCAGCAACUCCAGGAACAAACAGGUUCAUCUUAAUUUGGAGAAAAGUGCAGUGUCCCUGUCUGGGCUGAAGACAAUUCUCAAAUAUUCACAAUAUCUAAGGGAUUUUUCAACGACACUAUGUCAGGUUUGGACAAUGGCCUUAAAGUAUGAGAAGAUGGUUUAUCUUAUACAUCUCUUUCAGUUAUGUGGAAAUGAGAUUCACAUACUAAUGAGCAGCCCUACAGAUGUUCUUGAUCAAGUUGGAAAAAUUAUAACCCAAAAUUCAGAGAAAAUAAAUCUCCAUUUACACUGUGACCAAGACCCACGACAGCUCACAGAUCUUGUUUACAAAGUGUUCUCCUGGCUACCACACAUCAGCGCUCUCCACUUCAACCCUGUACAUGGAAUUAAAGAACAUGAAAAGAGAUGCAGAAUAUUUCAACUGGAUUUGUGUUUACAAGCAGCUCUACACCAACCACUAAAAAUCCAGGACACAGUGCAGAGAAUUAUGCCAAAUAAAGAAGAACAGAGUGAUUUUCUCCUGGAUCUGUAUUACCAUGUGAAGCAGUAUGAGAUUAUAACAGGCAGCAAUGUUCUUCCAGCAUUGCUACCAAUUUACCAGUCAAUUCCUGCAGUCUGGUCUAUAAAGCUCUCAGAGAGAAAAGUCUCCCUCCUCUUGGAAGUGCUGAAACUUCAAACACAGAAUAAACCAGUGGAGCUGAGAGACUACACAGAAGAUGAGUGUGAAUUGAGCAGUUUCUUUCAGUGUCUGCCCUACAUCUCAGAACUCAGCAUUAAUGUGUUUGAUCGUACACAUGGAGAGAAAGAACAUGAAAAAAGAUGCAGAUUAUUUAGACUGAAUUUGUGUCUACAAGCAGCUCUACACCAACCACGAAACAUCCUGGAGACAGUGCAGAAAAUUAUGCCAAAUAAAGAACAGAGUGAUUUCCUGAUGGAUCUGUACUUCCAUGUGAAGCAGUAUGAGAGUGAAACAGGCAGCAGUGUUCUUCCAGCAUUCCUGUCAGUUUAUCAGUCAGUUUCAGUCUGGUCCAUAAAUUUGUCAGAGAGAAAAGUCUCCCACCUCCUAGAAGUGCUGAAACUCCAAACACAGAAGAAACCAGUGGAGCUGAGACACUGUACAUAUGAAGAGAGUGAAGUGAGGAGUUUCCUUCAGUGUUUGCCCUACAUCUCACAUCUCAGUGUUAAUGUGUUUGAUCGUACCCAUGGAGAGAAAGAACAUGAAAAGAGAUGCAGAACAUUUAGAAUGGAUUUGUGUCUACAAGCAGCUCUACACCAACCACAAAACAUCCUGGAGACAGUGCAGAAAAUUAUGCUAAAUAAAGAAGAACAGAGUGAUUUCCUGCUGGAUCUGUACCUCCAUUUGAAGCAGUAUGAGAGUAAAACAGGCAGCAGUGUUCUUCCAGCAUUCCUGUCAGUUUAUCAGUCAGUUUCAGUCUGGUCUAUAAAGCUCUCAGAGAGAAAAUCCUCCCUCUUAUGGGAAGUGCUAAAAUUCAAAAAAAAAAAAAAUAAACCAGUGGAGCUGAGAGACUGUACAAAAGAUGAGAGUGAAGUAAGGAGUUUUCUUCGGUGUCUGCCCUACAUCUCAGAGCUCAGGUUUAAUGUGUUUGAUCGUACACAUGGAGAGAAAGAACAUGAAAAAAGAUGCAGAACAUUUAGACUGGAUUUGUGUCUACAAGCAGCUCUACACAAACCACGAAACAUCCAGCAGACAGUGCAGAAAAUUAUGCCAAAUAAAGAAGAACAGUGUGAUUUCCUGCUGGAUCUGUACUUCCAUGUGAAGCAGUAUAAGAGUGAAAAAGGCAGCAGUGUUCUUCCAGCAUUACAACCUGUUUAUCAGUCAGUUUCAGUCUGGUCCAUAAAUCUGUCAGAGAGAAAAGUCUCCCACCUCCUAGAAGUGCUGAAACUCCAAACACAGAAGAAACCAGUGGAGCUGAGAGACUGUACAGAUGAAGAGAGUGAAGUGAGGAGUUUCCUUCAAUGUCUGCCCUACAUCCCAGAACUCAGGUUUAAUGUGUUUGAUCGUACACAUGGCGAGAAAGAACAUGAAAAGAAAUGCAGAACAUUUAGACUGGAUUUGUGUCUCCAAGCAGCUCUACACCAACCCCGAAACAUCCAGCAGACAGUGCAGAAAAUUAUGCCAAAUAAAGAAGAACAGUGUGAUUUCCUGCUGGAUCUGUACUUCCAUGUGAAGCAGUAUGAGAGUAAAACAGGCAGCAGUGUUCUUCCAGCAUUACAACCAGUUUAUCAGUCAGUUUCAGUCUGGUCCAUAAAUCUGUCAGAGAGAAAAGUCUCCCACCUCCUGGAAGUGCUGAAACUCCAAACACAGAAGAAACCAGUGGAUCUGAGAGACUGUACAGAUGAAGACAGUGAAGUGAGGAGUUUCCUUCAGUGUCUGCCCUACAUCUUACAGCUCAGGUUUAAUGUGUAAG
Molecule: messenger RNA, 2493 nt
Organism: Silurus meridionalis
Lineage: Eukaryota; Metazoa; Chordata; Actinopteri; Siluriformes; Siluridae
Exons: 7
Coding region: 198-2492 (764 amino acids)
Source: RefSeq, a predicted model, not a curated record